This is a messenger RNA of Orussus abietinus, 5952 nucleotides long. RefSeq names its product cell adhesion molecule 4. The record is from RefSeq and is a predicted model, not a curated record. Gene Ontology annotation, cellular component: neuron projection membrane. The transcript has 5 exons. Gene Ontology annotation, biological process: synapse organization. Bases 234 to 1169 code for a protein of 311 amino acids. NCBI's taxonomy places the organism in Eukaryota, Metazoa, Arthropoda, Insecta, Hymenoptera, Orussidae.
CCGGCGGGACGAGAGCGACCCUCGGCUCGCGAGACUCGCGCGCGCCUCGCUCGACGAGAGCGCGACUGGCCGAAGGGCCCGCGGGGGACGCGGGGAAGGCGAUCGAGAUAGAGAGAGAGAGCGCGAGUGGAGGGCCAGGGCGAGUGGCGCGGGCCGGGAUGCCGUCAGACGGGCCCGCGCCGUAGGGGAGGCCGGAGGUCAUGCCAGCGGCCCGGUCCCCGAGCUAGGCCAAGAUGAGGGCCUCCUCCCACGUCAACUACUACGUCCUGUGCCUCGUCUGCUGGAUACUGCUGGGCAUCACCGGGGUGAGCACCAGGUCGCACUCGUUGGUGAAGAGGUUCAACGGACUCUACACGGGGCCCUAUUUCGACCACAACCCGACGAACGUCACGGCCCAGCUAGGCACCCACGCCUAUCUGCCUUGCAAAGUCCGCCAGCUUGGAAACAAAUCCGUCUCAUGGAUUAGGAUGAGGGACUCGCACAUCCUCUCGGUGGACAGGACCAUGUUCAUCGCCGACGAGAGGUUCCAGGCCAUGUUCGUCGACAACGUGGAGACGUGGACGCUGCAGGUCAAGUACGUCCAGGCGCGGGACGAGGGCGAGUACGAGUGCCAAAUCUCGACCGAGCCUAAAAGGAGUCACAUCAUCAAGCUCAUCGUCGUCGUGCCAAAGAUCGAGAUCGUGGGUGACCGCGACAUGUUCGUCAAGACGGGCAGCACGGUGACCCUGAAGUGCGUCAUCAAGCAGUCCCUCGAGGGCCCUUUUUACGUGUUCUGGUACCACUUCGACGAGCGGGUGCUCCAGUACGAGGAGGGAAAGGGCAAGCGGGAGAUCAGGACGGAGCGGGCCAACGGCGACACCGUCAGCAGUCUCGUCAUCCAUAACGCCCAGAGGGAGGACUCGGGGAACUACACCUGCAGUCCCAGCAACCUGGAUAGCGCCAGCGUGCAGCUCCACGUGCUCAACGGAGAACAUCCAGCCGCGAUCCAGCGCGGGAUCGGCUCGUCGCAGGGCGGGAGCCGCGCUCUGUGGUGGCUCGGGGGCGCCGUGGCGCUCUCGUCGAGCCGCGGGGAGAGAUUGCUGGCGCUCACCCUGCUGCUCGCCGCCGCCUUCCUGGCCCACGCCCUGACCCACGUCCUGGCCCGAUCGGGCGGCGCGGCCGCUCGAUAGGGCUCCGCCCGAAGGAGUGGGCCCCGACCCGGCCACCUUCUACGGUAAGGGGACCGAGAGGACCCAAAUGGACCCAAAAGGAGCCAAGAGGAACCGCAUGGAUCCGAUUAGAUCCGAAUGGACCCAAGAGGACCCAAGAGGACCCGAAAGGACCCAACAGGACCGACCAGUGCCGCCAGAGUUCCCUCGCCGUUCUCCCACCGAUGGAGGAGGGGAAUCCCUUCCUAAGGAAUUUCCUCCCAUUCCUUGUCCAUCCUGGUCGAGGGGAAGACCCAGAUAAGGGGGAGGCUGGGGAAGAGAGGACGCGGUGGGGACCUUUUGGCAGCACUGGGACUGCAACGGGCCCAUCAACGGGGACUUCCCUCCUCGAGGGCCCGACGACCCGCCACCUUGGCGACGCCCUUCCACCGCCAGUCCUGGGACCUCGGAAAUUCUCCCUGGGCCACCCCUCGAGGCGCGCCCGUUGUCGGCAACCCGACGAAUCCGGCGUUCAGGUCUCCGUGAACGUCUCGCAUUGGAAUAUGCGUAACCGUGGGAACUGGCCGGGAUGUUCAAGGUGGCGUCGAUGUUCGCCCUCUUGGACGGCCAAUUCUUAUCGAUAUGCUUAUCGUUGUGCGAGGGGUCUAUUGUCUUUGCAAAUUGGCCGAGCUUGAAUUCGUCGACUUGCCCACGACGUGCGCUCCGGUCUCAGGGGCUCAGCGCGUUGCUGACGAACGACGAGGUAGCGACUAGGACUUAGGCGGUCUUCGGUCUCGAGACGCAGCAACGAUCCGGCCGUUAGUGAUUAUAGACGACGACGUUAGACCCCGCGACUCCAUUCUCGAGCCUUUCCGAGCAUCGACUCGGGUCCGGUCUCGUCCCGACGAGGAGGACCCCCUUCUCGAAGGAGCUUCCUCGAGAGCCGAAGACGGUGACGGUGCUAAUCACUCGACGCGUAAUCAAUGGAAUCAAUCGACUGAAAUCGAUGCGAUCGACCUGACGUCUUAAGGCGGCGCGAAAGUGCCGUCGGAGAUCUUGUCGAUGAAACUUUUCUCCGAACUGGGUGUACCGAAUCGGUUCAAACUUCACAAUGUGAUUGUAGAGGUUGUAAGGGAAGUCUCGACGCCCGUGAAAUUUCAAAUUUUUUUAAAAUUUGAUUACAUACAUUUUUUUUUUAUAUUUAUCGGUCCUUCCAGUUUGGAGAAAAGGUUCUUGGACGGUUGACUCGGAUGCCACUUUCACAUCCCCCUUAAUUAGGGCAUUCGAUCGUCAUCUCUCUCGGUGUCUUCGAAACUCGAUGGAGCUCUCUCGAGGAGCGAAUCAAUCGAUAAAUCGAGCUUAUCCGAAAUUAAGGUCGUUCCUCGGAAAUCGACGUCCAGGCGGACACGGCGCCGCUUCGUCCGCGUCCCGCGUUGGCAAAGAAUCGAAGCUUGUUCGAUAGGCGAUCGAUCUUUUCUUCUUUAUACAUGUAUACAUGAAUAUAUAUAUAAUCGAGACGCCACGUGUGCGUCGACAAGGAUAAGAGGAAACCGCGGAGGACUCGCUCGAGCCAGUCCUCGAGGUUUCCUACGCUAGAUAAGGCUGAUAAAAAACACCGUUGAAAGGAACGACAAUUAUCGCAAUUUUUUAACAUCUUAAUUAGACCUUCCAUUCACUCGUGACAUACUAAUUUGACGACAUAUCUCCAAGUAGAGUCUACAACACACGUCGUAAAUCCAGGUAUAACAUUCUAAGGGAACUCCAGGAUUACAACGUGUGUUUAUAAACUAACAAAUUCGUUUCAACAAGUUCGACGAGUAUUUCCAAUUUUUGUACGGCAUUAAGGGGAUGUGAAAGCGACAACUGAGGGGUGAAUCGUUCUUUUCUCGUAAUUUGAUGCAUCAAAUCGUUUGAAACUUUACAACGUGAAUAUGGAGGCUGUGUGAUAUGAAUUUUAAGAAAAUUCGUUUAUGGAUAAUUUCAGAAUUUUUUCUAUAAGAAAUGACAUUUCCCGAGUCUCGGGACCUAUCUUGGGGCCUCCCUAUUAACGUGGGAAGAUUUGAGAAGAAAUUGGCCCCCCCGAUUCGGGAAAUUGGCGAACGAACGAUUGAUUACCCCGAUACCACUUUCUAAUCGCCUUAAGGAUUAAAAGCGUGCGAGUCUCUCGAGUACUUUGAACGGUGGCCGUCGACGCACCGCGCGGCGCGCUCGUACACGCGUACACCCGUACACAAGUACACACCCUCGCGCUUACCGGCGUGUCCAAGUAGAAUUGAACAAGUUUCGGCUCGCCGCAAUGCGGACGCCCGCUCGCUCGAGAAGUUUCCGAAGAGAGGAGAGAGAAAGGAGGAGUGCGAGAUCGGGACGCCGGGCCGGAAGUCGCGGAGGAGGGCUUCCGGCCCCGGCGCGCGAGAACCGACGCGAGAAGGUCAUAGAUUAUCUACGAUUCAUGUGAUUGUCUGUAAAUACCUAGUAUAUAAAGAACAAAAAAAAAACAACGUAACGUAACGUUAAUUAACGAUAAAAGGGAAACCAAGGAGGAAGGGAAAAUAACGCCGUACGUGUUGCAUUAAAGGGAUAACGUUAACGUGUAACUUCCGGGGUCGUUAAAAGCGAGGAGGCAUCGGACCGGUCUGGCCGCCCGUGCCGAGCACGGCCGAAGACGCACGGAAGUACCCGAGCGCCUCGAGAUUCACCGAGGCACGGGCCGGCCACACGCGACUAGAUGCCGGCGCCCUAACCUAACACGCCUAGCGUAACGAGCGGCCGAGCGACGCCUCGCUCGGGCGUCGUAGCCGGCGAGAGAGAGAGGAAGAGAGAGAAAGAGAGAGAGUGAGAGAGAGAGGCUCGUUGGACCGACGUCGCGGCGUCGGUCGAAUGACGUUCACGGAAAGGGGCGACGGGGACAGCCCGGCGACGGCGACUCCUCCUUUCCCGGCGCUCCCAGCCCGGGACGACGAGGCGCCGCGUCCAGCGACUCCUGGGGGUCGACCGCGAUCGGCGGUCCGUCCUCGAGGGUCGCGGCCUCGGAUUCGUCCCCCCUCGCCGGCGGGAACCCCGACCGGCCCCGGGGGACCGAGCGCGCGUCCUCGUCGCUCCUUUGAGGAUAAACCGUCUAGGAUAUCGAUAGUAGCGGCAUUGAAUUUUUGUACCGACGUCUCUAUCGUAGUGGUUAAGUGCCCGCCCUAAGGUUGGCCCUUCGUUCGGCCGCGCCCCCCACUCCCGGGCCCUCCACUCGUCCGGGGACGCUCGCGCCUGGUCCAGGGCUUCGUGACGAAGGCCUCGCUAAAUCGGUCAAGUCCAUGUAACGAAGGACCCGGUAAACUGGUCAGACCUACGUAACGAUGGCCUUGCCUAAUUGGUUGGAUUUACGCGACGAACGCCUCGUCUAAUUAGUCAUGCCUACGUGACGAAGACCUUGCCGAGUUAGUCAAGCCCUGGGAACGAUAGCUUCAUCUAACUAGUCGGGCCUACGUGACGAUGGCCUCGCCGAGUUAGUCAAGCCUAGGGGCGAAGGCCUCGAUGCAUUGAUCAAGCCUCGUGACGAAGGCCUCGCCUAACUAGUCAGACCUACGUAACGAAGGCCUCGCCGAACUAGUCAGACCUACGUGACGAAGGUCUCGCCGAGUCAGUCAGACCCUUAUGGCGAGGGCCUCGCCGAGGACGGACACGCGCGAGCGACCAGCGAGAAGGAGACCGCCCUGUCGAGCGGGCGAAUGAGCGGACGGCACUCUCGUUAUUAGGGGCACGCCUCGUUUCGCGGAUUUCUCUAUGGCCAGCCAUUUGCGAUUUUCUAGCGGAAAUCACACCCGUCGAAUCCCCGAGAUGAUGCUGAGAGCGCGACACGUCGCGAGAGACGACUAUGAGGGGGGUUGGGAAGGGGGGAGGGGGGAAACGGAACGGAGAGGGGUGUUCGGGAGACACGAGAGGACGAGGAGGCGGACAAGUUGGGAUAAUAAAUCAAUGUUAUCACCGUGCAAGCUGGUCAUUUCGGAUUCCGUUGUCCGCUUCGUGUUUAACCACGGGGAUGGCCUCGGAGAGGAAGAGAGAGAGAGAGCGAACACCGCGCUCCGUGACGUGCGAAUUCUUCUCGGGAUCGUCGGAUUUUUUCAUUAGCUCCGUCGUCGACGACGGCUUGGAAAUUCGAUCCGGAGUCUCCGAUCGAUUUUUAUACCAAUCGAUCGACGGAUGAGUUCGAUCGAACGUCACGUGGGCUGCGCUUCGCCCUUUCCGUGUGACUCGUGUCGUCAGGGACCUCGUUUUUUAUUUCUCCUCUUGAGAUCCGACUUGUUCAGGGGAUUGUCUUCGCGACGAUGCGACUCGAGAAUACGCGUCGAGCAUGGAUAUCCGUUCCUCGUUUCGAUCCAUCGACUUCGCCGCACCGUUUUUGAGGUGUCUCGAAGUCUCGUGGACGUUCGUCUCGGACGCGGAAUCUUUUCCUGGAAAUGGCCCCCCUCUUGCGUAGGAAACGUUUUAACCCUCGGAUUUUCUAGUAUCGCUCGAUCGAACUCACCUGUUUUUAGAUCUCCACCGGGGUUACUUACUCGGCGCACUCGGACGAUCCUAGUUCGGUCGCCGAUGGUAACUUCGGCCCUCGCGAGUCGGUCCGCCAUUUUCUUCGGAUCGAAGCUUCCCGAAAAGAAUCCGCGUCCACCGAGUGAUCCGUCGCUGCACUUUGCGUACAAGGUCGGGUAUUUCGUUUAAAGGUAUCGUGACAAGGGGCGGAGAACACCCCGUUCUAUGUGUGUAAGAACCAUAAAGCUUAACAAAGAACAUUAUACUAUAAACUUACGGAAUACCAAAUAAAAGUAAGCCAAAUCGUUAA